CUUAUUUGCUUCUUCAAACAAAAAAAACAUUUCACAAAAGCAUAGUUUAUCUCCUUCUUUCUGUGUAAAACAAUGAACAACAACAACACCGUGUAACCUCUGAAAACUCACAGAAGAAUCAAAUUUGUGUCAUUAUUCAGUUAAUCAAGCAUGAUUGGAAAUGGUGGCACUAUAUCCCAAGGUUCUGUUUUGUGUUACGCUUGUCAAAUUCCUGCUAAGGUUUCUGUCUCAAGUUUCCGAAGUUUUUGGGGACAUAGUGUAGAGAUUAAACCAAGAGGAAUGGCUUACACAGACAUGUCUUCUGCAUCAAGCCUACUUUUAAGUGGGGGUCAAAAUCUUCUAUCUCGUACUAUCCCUGUGUUACCUUCGCUGCGCAAGUCUUGUAGGGCCCCUCGAGCAAUGAAGGAAGGCUCAUCUGCUGGCUUUAAGUUUCCUCCGAUGACCAGAAAACCAAGAUGGUGGUGGAGAACAUUAGCAUGCAUCCCUUAUCUCUUGCCUAUCCAUCAGGUGUGGAUGUAUGCUAAGACAGCAUACAAUCUUCACCCGUUUAUCGAGGCAUUCGAGUUCAUAACGUACCCUUUUUUUAUGUCAAUUGGCAGUCUACCUAGAUGGUCUCUCAUAGCAUACUUCUUGAUUGCGUAUAUUACCAUUGUGAGGAGAAAAGAAUGGCCUCAUUUCUUCAGAUUUCACGUUGCCGUCGGAAUGUUAAUCGAGAUAGCCUUGCAAGUUACCGGGCUUGUGAGCCGUUGGAUGCCACCGGCAUUCUAUUGGGGUAGUCUUGGAAUGCAUUUCUGGACCACUGCAUUUUUCCUUUAUCUCUUUACUUCCAUAGAGUGCGUUAGGUGUGCCCUUACUGGUAUGUAUGCGGAUAUCCCUUUUGUCUGUGAUGCAGCAUAUAUCCAAAUACCAUACGAAACGUGAAAUAUGUAAGGAAGGAAACACCUUUAUAUUUUGCUACUCGUGUUUGUAUUGUUCUUUUUGUUAAGCAGAACCAUAGAAUGGCUAAUCAGUUUGUUGUUGUUUAUAUUAAAAUAGUACCUCUUUGAUAUUUCCCUUGAGUACAUUUUAGUUAUAUAUGCAUCAAAUUUAUCUGUA
This is a messenger RNA of Medicago truncatula (barrel medic), 1095 nucleotides long. RefSeq names its product protein TIC 20, chloroplastic. The record is from RefSeq and is a predicted model, not a curated record. The transcript is spliced from 3 exons. The coding region runs from base 151 to 921 and encodes 256 amino acids. Lineage: Eukaryota; Viridiplantae; Streptophyta; Magnoliopsida; Fabales; Fabaceae.